Molecule: messenger RNA, 150 nt
Organism: Cavenderia fasciculata
Lineage: Eukaryota; Evosea; Eumycetozoa; Acytosteliales; Cavenderiaceae
Exons: 1
Coding region: 1-150 (49 amino acids)
Source: RefSeq, a predicted model, not a curated record
AUGAAACCAAAAUACAAAACCAUCUUCAUAUCAAGACAAACUGUCAAUCGUAUAACUAAAUCGAAUCAACAACAACAAACUACGAAUGAUCAAAAGCUAAGCACCAGUCAUGAUAUUGCAACAAAUGAAUCAAUACUACAACCACAAUAA